Molecule: messenger RNA, 2730 nt
Organism: Leishmania mexicana MHOM/GT/2001/U1103
Lineage: Eukaryota; Euglenozoa; Kinetoplastea; Trypanosomatida; Trypanosomatidae
Product: DNA repair protein-like protein
Exons: 1
Coding region: 1-2730 (909 amino acids)
Molecular function (GO): ATP-dependent chromatin remodeler activity; ATP binding
Source: RefSeq, a predicted model, not a curated record
AUGACGUCGAGCGACACGGCUGGCCACCGCGAACUCGUUCGCUUCCUGGAAGCACUGCAGUCGGUGAAGUUCGACACGCUGCCGUGCGCCGCUGUUCCAGCGACGAUGCGGGAACGCGCGGAGCUGCGUCCCUUUCAGCUGCAGGCGCUCUACUGGCUGCUGUUGCGUGAGCAGCCGCCGCUUCUUUGCGCGCGGGCAGCGCACGUGGACACCGGCUCGCCCAUCAUGACGAAGGAGGUGACGCGCACUAUCGACAGCGGCGCCGUCAGCUGCGGCGAUGAGGAUGGCGUGAGUUACGCUGGCAGCAGUGGUGCUGGUGGCGGCAGCGGCCGUGGCGGAGGUGGAGGCUUGGGGAAGGGCGAUGACUUUGAUGCGGAGAGCUCGUGUACGGCAUCGUCCGCCUCUCGUGCUCUGACAACUACAUUGUGCCCUCCUUCUACAGAUGCUGCCGCCCGCACUCCCAACGGCGGCGCAGAGGGCGAUACCAGCAUGUCCAUGAGAGGGCAGGAGAUGACAUGCACCGUGCGUGGCGGUGUGUUCGCCGACUACAUGGGCCUAGGUAAGACGCGCACGCUUAUCGCGUUGUGCGAGACGACGCGGGCCCCACGCAUCGAUCGCGUAACCGGCUCAUUGGUGGAGUCGACGGCGACGCUCAUUGUUUGCCCGACCUCCCUCCUCACGCAGUGGGUGCGUGAGAUACACCACUGCGUGCAGCGGCCUGCCGCGGCGCCGCUACGCAUUCUCGUCUACUACGGAGCUCGCAAGCGCCACCUCAGCCUCUUCCAGGUGGCGCAGUCCUACGACUACGUCCUGACCACGUACCAGACGCUCUGUCAAAGGCAGCCACCCGCCUCCCGCUUCGGCCCUACGCAUGUCAACAGAGGGGCCACGAGGAGCGGAGGCCUCUCCCCGGAGAUGGCCGCUGACUUUUCCGACGUGGACGAUUUCGACGUUGACCGGCGGCUGCAGACGGAGGUGGACAAGCUCUUCAUGAUCCGGUGGGGUCGCAUCAUCCUGGACGAGGCCCACUACAUCCGCAACAUGCGCACACAUCAGAGUCGCGCGUGCCUCAAACUCAGUGGCGUCUGCCGCUGGGUCGUGACGGCGACGCCAGUGCUGAACAGUCUCAACGACCUCUAUCCUCUCCUCCGCUUCCUCACCGUGCCGCAUUUCAGCUCGCUUGUGUGGUGGAACAGCGAAAUUGUUCGCUACUUUAACAUCGACCCGCUCCAUCCGCGCCCCGUCACGGCGCUCAGCAUCCUGUUCGGCUCGAUCUUGCUUCGCCGCACGCCGGACUCCAUUGUGGAUGGGAAGCCCAUACUGGAGCUGCCGCCAAAGCGGGCGAUCACCUACACUGUGGGCCUGUCGCGCGAGGAGAUGCGCUUCUACCAGUCGAUUCACGCCAAGGCAACCGAAAAGCUAAACGCACUGCGCGACCGUGAGGCGUACGCGGCCCGCACGCCGCUGGCCACCUUCACGACUGCCUUCGAAAUGCUUGUGCGCUGUCGGCAAACGUGCCUGCACCCGUACAUCGUGGUGGCGGCUCUCCGCCGGUGUCACCGUCUGCCGGGUGCAGAGGCCGGCCGCGGCGCCAACGCUGCGCCGGAUGGGAUCGACCGCGGCUCUUCUGCCGCCAACGGUGCGAGCAGCGAGGCGGCGCGGCAGCAGCGCGAGGAGGAUCAGCAGACGGCGCGCGCCAUCGAUGAGUUUAUUCAGACGGUGGUCCUUCGCCGGCUGCGCACCAUCAAAGCCCGGGAGUUUGUCCAGUCCCUCAUCGAGGAGAUCAAGCACCAGAAGUUGGAGUCGCGCGAGUGUAUCAUCUGCCUCGAAACAGUGAACCGUCCUGCGAUUUUGCCCUGUGCGCACGUCUUCUGCGAGGAGUGCAUCAGGCACGCUUUGCAGGCAACACGGCGGUGCCCGCUGUGCAAGCGCAACUCAAAGGCGUCGGAGCUGCUGCUGGUUCCGGUAGAGCUUUUAGACCGCACGGCGCAGCAGCCGAACACGUCUGCGGGCGGAGGUGACCGCGCUGGCGAUGGCGGGACGAGUGCAGCCGGGCCGGCGCCCGAAGUGCUGCUGCAUUUGGAUCUAACCGACAUGAACAACUGGAGCCUGCAGCUGAGCUCAAAGACGCAGUACCUGAUCGACACGAUCCGUUCUCUGCCGGUGGAGGACAAGGUGGUCGUGUUCAGCACCUUCCUGACGUACCUUCGCUGUGCGCAGCACUGGCUGCAGGCGGCUGGGGUGUCGUGCGCACUUUACAGCGGGUCGAUGACGAUGAAACAAAGACAGUCCUUGCUGGAGCUCUUUCACGACGCGGCUCGGCCAGGCUCGCCGCGCGUGCUUCUCGCCACGAUCAGCAGCUGCGGUGUCGGACUGAACCUGACCUGCGCCAACCACUGCUUCCUGAUGGAGCCGUCGUGGAACCCUGGCACGGAGGAGCAGGCGCUUAACCGCAUUUAUCGUAUUGGCCAAACCAAGCCGGUCACCUUCACGAAACUCAUCGCCGAAGGCACGAUCGAGCAGAACAUCAGCCAACUCUGCGAGCGGAAGCGCGCGCUGAGCGGGUAUUGCUUUAGCAGCAGUGUGGCAAGCGCGGCCCCCGCUGGGGGCGGCGGGGAUGGGCGACUGCGCACAGCCGAUUUGCUGGAGCUGUUCGCACCUGAGAAGUCGAGUGAGAGCAGCGACGAUGACGACAGUAGCGAGGAGGACGACGAGGCAGAGAGAGAAUAG